AGGGGGAAGUAGAAGGACUCGGAGGCUGGAGUGGUGGAGAGCGGAGCUGGGAGGUUGUGGAGACCGUCGUGGGUCUCGCGGCGUUCGACAUUUAGCCGCACCUCCCUCCCUGAACGCAGCAUGGAAGAAAAGUCAGAAGACUGUAAGGUUCCAGAAGAUCUGUUCAAUGGUCUGAAAGUCACAGAUUCUCAAGAAGGAGAGUCUGCCUGCUCCCUGGUUUCUGGUCCCAAGGAUCAGCAUCCUCAAAGCAAGCUACUGAAGGAUGCUGAAGCCCAUCCCCAGGAGGACCAUGGAGAAGAGGAAUGUUUUCAUGACUGUAGUGCCUCAUUUGAGGAGGAGCAGCCAGGGGCACAUACGGCAGGGAGCAAAGCCAGCGACGACUCUAGUUCUGAACUGGAGGAAGAAUACCUAAUUGAACUGGAAAAAAACAUGCCAGAAGAAGAGAAACAGAAAAGAAGAGAAGAGAGCGCUAAACUAAAGGAGGAGGGGAAUGAGCAGUUUAAGAGAGGAGAUUACGUGGAAGCUGAGAGUUCUUACAGUCAAGCCCUUCAGAUGUGCCCAGCCUGUUUCCAGAAAGAUCGAUCUGUUCUGUUUUCAAAUAGAGCUGCUGCAAGGAUGAAACAGGACAAGAAGGAGAUGGCCAUCACUGACUGCAGCAAAGCAAUCCAGUUAAACCCCACCUACAUCCGUGCGAUACUGAGGAGAGCUGAGUUGUAUGAGAAAACAGACAAACUAGACGAAGCACUGGAAGAUUAUAAGUCAGUAUUAGAAAAAGAUCCAUCAGUACAUCAAGCAAGAGAAGCUUGUAUGAGAUUACCUAAGCAAAUUGAAGAACGUAAUGAAAGGUUAAAAGAAGAGAUGCUAGGUAAACUAAAAGAUCUUGGCAACUUGGUUCUACGACCUUUUGGGCUCUCCACAGAAAAUUUCCAGAUCAAGCAGGAUUCUUCUACUGGCUCCUACUCCAUCAAUUUUGUUCAAAAUCCAAAUAAUAAUAGAUAACAGAAACAACAGUGGUCUUAAAGGCUGACUGGGAGGCCAUGAUGUGUUCACAAGGAGCACGGCUCUGCAGGUGUUUAAUGUUUAAGAGCAUCUUAUCUAAGAAAGGCAAUGUAGUAGAACCAGAGCCGCCUUCUUGCUCUUGUUUUAUGAUCAGGAUGGAAUGUGCCUCCUGAUGUGAUGAGCCUCAUUAAUUUCCAUUUUAAGGUGGUGUCUGUGCAGCUGUUGUCCUUGGUUCUGGCUGUUUUCUGUCUGGUGGAGAAGCCUGCUUGUCAAAGCUGACUCUUAGACCCGCACAAAUGUGCUAGCCACCAAAAACCUCCCGUAACCAUCCAAGCCUGUCAGUUGAGUGAUGACCAUACAUACGGAUAGGGUCCCCUCCUGCUGCCCCUCCCUGCUCACACUCGCUCAGACGCUGCAGUGCAGGGGCUUCAGCAUUCUUGAGUUCCUCCGUAUUAAUAAAAACAUCCUGUGACAGUUGGGGGCUGUGUUGUUAACUUUGUUCCCAUAACAGCAGCUGAAGCAGAUUGUAUAUGACAUUUGAGACCAGUUCUGGUUUCAGUCAAGGUCACUGAUUCUGAAUCCCACAGAGUUUUUGCUGCUUGACUCUCUUAAAUAAAUGGCCAGUGUGCCAGAAUUCAGAAA
This is a messenger RNA of Grammomys surdaster, 1641 nucleotides long. It is a transcript of the gene Ttc1, whose product is annotated as tetratricopeptide repeat domain 1. Gene Ontology annotation, molecular function: protein binding. The transcript has 8 exons. The coding region runs from base 121 to 999 and encodes 292 amino acids. NCBI's taxonomy places the organism in Eukaryota, Metazoa, Chordata, Mammalia, Rodentia, Muridae. The record is from RefSeq and is a predicted model, not a curated record.